CCGCUUGUGAUGAUGUGAAUAAUGAUUGCUUGAAGGUAAGGUAAUGAUCAUUGGGCCAUAUACCUCAUGAAGCGACUGAAAAUGAGAAGUACUUUCCUCUCUGCUGGAAUGUGGACUUUGUACUUUUUACUCUGUAUUAGUUCAGCAUAUUCUCAAGGUGAUCCACCGAAGCCAACGUUUCCUGAUGUAUUUGAAACAGAAGUUCAAGCGAUUUUUCAAACAGAGCUCGAGGAAAUAGAUGCAGCUGUGUAUUACGACAGAACUAACAACAGAGCUGCCUUAUUUUACACUUAUCAGGACGUGUUUACUAAAAGCAUCUAUAACUUCAACGAUGAUGAAGUGAUUUAUAUUGCAGGAAAUGAAUGUUCUGUAUCAAAAAUACCUACUGAGGAGGAGACUUCGUUUUUCCCUUAUACAAUAGAUAAAAACAAUAAAAAGAUACUUGAGAAACCUGAGAAGGCCCUUUUCUUUGAUAAUUCGACGUUUGACAGACAGGAACUUUUUGUUUUCCCUUCAUAUAUAUACACAACAAAAUUGGACUUUCCGCAGUUUGGGAGAAAUAACUGCGAAGUGGUUCACGUUUUUUCAAAACCAGAAAUUGAACUGCCGACAUGUGUAGGGCAUGCUUGCAAGCCUACUAUUAUUGCAAUAUCUGUAAGAUGUAAAAAUGAAGCAGGCGAAGAAGACGUCAAUCAGGUCUACAACUUCUACCGUUUCCGGUCAGGUAUAAGUGAUCAGACAGUGUUUCAAGUGCCUGCCGGUGUACAUUGCGGUAUCAAAAGCAAAAUGGCAUUUCCAGUUUUACCUACUUAUUUCAGUUUUUCCUUCGACAUGAUGGAGCCGCAAGAAAAUCCUAAUAACGCUGUUUUCUCAACACAUAAAAAAGUAUGGUACGAUGCAGAAUUGAAACAAAUUCGGAUUGACGAAUAUGAUGACGAUGGGCUAUCCACUUCAUCCAGAAUAUUUGACUUAUACGGAAGGGUAGCAUACACCAUCAUAGCCAGCUUAGCCGUCUGCACAAUGGGUGCUAUUGAAGACGAUGUGGCUUUACAUGAAAUAACUAUGCUGCCAAAGGCAUUUUUUGUGCAGAAUUCAUCUUCAACCUCAAACAGUGCUGUCUUUGUAGGAAAAAGAAGUGUCCAAGGUAUCGAUUAUUUUGUAUGGUCAUCCUCAAGGAUGGAUGAGGAAACGGAUGCGAAGAUUGUUGAAGAAUUCUAUUUCAUAAAGAAUAUUCCAAAAGAAGAAGAAGCAGUUGAAGAGUCUGAAAUCAUCAUAGCGAAUGCUGUUAUUUAUACCUAUGAGAUGACAGCGGAUGUAAGUGUUUACCAGCUCUCAUCCUUGACCUAUUUGUCUAUCAACAAUUUCCGAUCUCAGCCAAAAAAUUGGGAAGCAUUCGAUGUAGCAUCUUGUUACAAGAAAGAUCACAAGAAAGGUUUUGCUCUUAAAAUUGAAGGUCCUGCUAUUGUGAAAGGGGGCCACUCUUAUGAGGAAGUAUUAGAACUUCUGUAUAUGAAGUUAGUCAAUGUUUCUGGAGUCUGUGUCAUCAGAAUCAGUGAGCUUACUGGUGUAUUUGACGGAGUAAAUAUCACAGAAUUUAGAGGAUGGUUAUUAGACAAGUCUGCAACAAAACUAACCAAAGAGCGACAUUGGGAACCAGAUAUUGAUGAAGCUUACCAACGAAUCAAAGAUGCUAUUUCGGCGGGGAAAUUAAUUAUAACUGUGCAUACAGGGGGAAAGUAUGUAGUAACAUCGAUAGAAGAUUUAGACUCAAGUAAAAGUGAACAAAAAAGUUGCUACUCCGGAGUGACACUGGCUGCUGUAAUCUUUAUCUUGUUGAUCGUUGGAAUGUUUAUCGGUGUCAGUGGUUAUUACGUCUUUUUGAAAAAAAGAAAGAAGCCAGAUUUCCUUGAUAAAGUUCAGUUAUAUCCAGCUUCAGAAAAAGAAUAAUAGUACCUUUCAUAAAGCAACAUAUGCCAGUAAAUAAUACAGUUGACUGCGAUUUUGAAGUCAUUCAGUUUUCACAAUUCAUUUUAGCCAUAUUUAAGAGUUUCCAUGUAAAUAAGCAAGAAGCUGGUCAUAUUUUUCAAGUGUUCAACUAUAAUAUUUUUUUCCAACUGCUUAAGUAGAAACAAAACAAAAAUGCAAUAAAAGUAGAAACUCACAAUUUCCA
Stegodyphus dumicola is the source of this 2170-nucleotide messenger RNA. RefSeq lists its product as uncharacterized. The record is from RefSeq and is a predicted model, not a curated record. NCBI's taxonomy places the organism in Eukaryota, Metazoa, Arthropoda, Arachnida, Araneae, Eresidae.